GAUCCUACACAUCUCCUGUGCAUCUGUGGUGCGAAUGAAAUUACGAUGAAAGCCCAACACUUGCAAAACAGAGUGGAUUACAAACAGGUACACCCACUGCGUCCUGCCAGGUUGUCAGUCCGGAUGAGGCACUCGAACCAUGUGGUCCACUGAGAGCAUGGAGCACGAGACAGCACACACCCAGAGCAGCUUCUUCACCAAGGUGGAAGUGCCGGACCAUGUUCACUACAUCGUCGCCCUGUUCGUCUUCAUCAUCGGGGUGCUGGGCAUCACUGGCAAUGCGCUGGUUAUGUUCGCCUUCUACAGCAACAAGAAGCUCCGUAAUGUGCCGAACUACUUCAUCAUGAACCUGGCGGUCAGCGAUUUCCUCAUGGCGUUCACACAGUCACCCAUCUUCUUCAUCAACUGUCUCUACAAAGAAUGGGCUUUUGGAGAGCUGGGCUGUAAGAUGUAUGCAUUCUGCGGGGCCUUGUUUGGCAUUGCCUCCAUGAUAAACCUGCUGGCCAUCUCCAUCGAUCGCUACCUGGUCAUAACCAAGCCUCUGCGGGCCAUACACUCGAGCUCCAAACGUAGAACCCUGCUGGCCAUCAUCCUGGUCUGGCUGUACUCUUUGGCUUGGAGUCUGGCGCCUUUAGUCGGCUGGAGCUCCUACAUCCCAGAGGGCCUGAUGACAUCAUGUACAUGGGAUUAUGUCACGUACACCUUGGCCAAUAGGAGCUACACCAUGAUGCUGUGCUGCUUUGUUUUCUUCAUCCCACUAGGAGUCAUCUUUUACUGCUAUCUUUUCAUGUUUCUGGCAAUACGCAGAACAAGCAGGGAAGUGGAGCGACUGGGGACUCAGGUGAGGAAAUCCACUCUGAUCCAGCAGAAGUCUAUCAAGAGCGAGUGGAAGUUGGCAAAGAUUGCCUUCGUCGUCAUCGUGGUUUAUGUCCUCUCCUGGUCGCCGUAUGCCUGUGUGACAAUGAUUUCCUGGUCCGGGCAUGCCAACAUCCUGUCCCCGUACUCCAAAGCGGUCCCUGCGAUUAUAGCAAAAGCCUCCGCUAUCUACAACCCGUUCAUCUACGCUAUCAUACACAACAAGUACAGGAUGACGCUGGCAGACAAGUUUCCCUGCCUGUCGUUCCUGUCCCCUGCUCCUCGAAAGGAGUGCGUCUCCUCCUCCUCCAUCAGUGAGUCCUCUUACAGGGACUCCAUCAUCAGCAGACAGUCCAUAUCAUCCAGGACUCUCUUUAAAACCCGAAACUGCUCACCUGCGAUGACAUUAAGGGAUGUAGAGAUGGAAUCUCUGGGAAGAAAGUCGUGUGAUUCCUUCAGAAGCAUGUCGUCGUACAAUCAGUCUGUUCGAGGCAGGUCCUCCAGGAGACGAUCGGCAAAGACCUCCAACACCAAAGUAGUCGAGAAGCAUCCAUCUACCAUCUGUGAUCCGUCGAGCACCUGCGAGCACGAACUGGUUUCCAACUCUCUCUCCAUCGCCACUGUCCCCCUGCUAGUUCUUACCAGGAGGCGCAGCCAGAGUCUGACCAACGACGUGUCAGAAGCCGGGGAGGAGAAAUGCAGCAUGGGCGACAGGCGGAGCUGCCACCACAAGAGCAACUCUUUCGACUCGCUGAGUGUCGGGAGGAUAUCGUCCGCUGAUCCCAAGUCGCCUCAGGGUGUGCCGCGCAUCAUCGUCAUCAGUCCCACAUCGGAGAGCAGCCUCAUGAAGCAGGACAGUGUCUGCUUGGAGGACAACGUCGACGGAAUGGUGAACAAUGUUUUUGUCAGCAUGGAGUUCUCCUCAGAAGUCCUUGAGGCAGUCGAGCUUAUCGCUUGAUCAUCUGGACAACAAUGACCCCUGUUCUCUUUUCCCCUGAAGCCGUAUUAUUUAUUCUAAUUUGGGACCACAGAGCACACCACACUUUGUUCAGGACAUCAAUCCACUAAAAGUUCAAAUUCACUGUCUGUUUCUGAGCUUGAUGACUCAUCCUCAAAGUCAAAAGAUAUGCCACUCGGAUUGCCAAGAUAACUGAAGCGCAGCGGAAAAGUUUGAAUCGCAAAAUGAAACGUUAUGUAAUCGGUAUGCAGUGAACAAAUCUUGUCCGGCUUUGGCAGGGACAGGGAUGCCCCGAGGGGCAGCAUGGGUGGCAGCAUUUUUCCUGUUAGAUCCCUCAAAAAUGACGAGUGUAACAGCAUUUCUCCAUGAACUUUUUUGCCAAAGCUUGACAGAUACAAUUUAUGGUUUAGGUAUUCAUGCUAAAAUACAAGAAAAGUGAUGUACAGUGUUAAGUUGAGAGGUUUGUUUUUAGUUGAUUUAAGACAUCUUUGGUAUCUCUGC
Molecule: messenger RNA, 2314 nt
Organism: Labrus mixtus (cuckoo wrasse)
Lineage: Eukaryota; Metazoa; Chordata; Actinopteri; Labriformes; Labridae
Gene: opn4xb
Product: opsin 4xb
Exons: 9
Coding region: 140-1813 (557 amino acids)
Biological process (GO): G protein-coupled receptor signaling pathway; visual perception
Cellular component (GO): membrane
Molecular function (GO): G protein-coupled receptor activity
Source: RefSeq, a predicted model, not a curated record